UUCUCUCAAUAACUUGUGUGUCUCUUUGGCCGGCUGUCUAAACCCGACUAAGCAUCACUUGUUCUCCUUAUAAAUAGAGGCCCUCCAAGAGCAGCAUUCUACAGCAGAAAAACCAAAAAAAUAAAAAUACCUUUUCGUCAAAUAUUCUUCUAUUUUUCUUAGUUUUCUCCAAAAACCUUUUUCAAUGGCAAUUCAAGCAUUGUCUUUUGCUCCCCUUCUCUUCCUCAUGCUCAUCAUCAAACUUCAGUUGCAUGGCACCGCCGCCAAUUACGGUGGCUGGCAGAACGCUCACGCCACUUUCUACGGCGGCGGUGAUGCCUCGGGCACGAUGGGAGGAGCUUGUGGUUAUGGGAACUUGUACAGCCAGGGGUACGGAACCAACACUGCAGCUUUGAGCACGGCCCUAUUCAACAAUGGCUUGACAUGUGGUGCUUGCUACCAAAUGAGGUGCAACAAUGACCCCAGAUGGUGCCUCCCCGGCACCAUCACCGUCACCGCUACAAACUUUUGUCCGCCUAACUUCGCCUUGUCCAACAACAACGGUGGGUGGUGCAAUCCUCCCCUCCAACACUUCGACUUGGCGGAACCCGCUUUCCUGCAAAUUGCACAGUACCGCGCUGGAAUCGUGCCCGUCGUCUUCAGAAGGGUCCCAUGUGUGAAGAAAGGAGGAAUAAGAUUCACCAUCAACGGCCACUCUUACUUCAACCUGGUUUUGAUCACCAACGUCGGCAGUGCAGGGGACGUCCAUGCAGUCUCCAUCAAGGGCUCCAAAACAGGUUGGCAAGCCAUGUCAAGAAACUGGGGCCAGAACUGGCAAAGCAACUCAUACCUCAAUGGCCAGAGCCUUUCCUUCCAAGUCACUGCCAGUGACGGAAGGACGGUGACAAGCUUCAACGUGGCGCCCGCCGGUUGGCAGUUCGGUCAGACAUUCGAAGGGUCUCAAUUCUAAAUUCUAAUCGGAUUAAGUAAGUUUAGUUAUAAUUUCAAAAAAGAAGAAAUAUUGUAUAUCAUUAUAUCUAUAAGUCUAUAUUCUGCUUCUUUCCCAAGUUUGAGAAGGCAGAGUAAGUCCUCGCCCUAGGAAAGCUGUGGUGACUAAAUAGCACCCGCUAGGCCUUUUCACAAUUUAAAGAGUUCUGAGAAAUGUUUUAAUUUUCCUAUUGUAGGGAAUUAUCUCAUUUCUCGGUUGUAAGUUGUAACCUUGAUUAUAAUAUUUAUAAGAACAACACAUUUUUAUGGAUGUCAGAACUGUAGAA
This is a messenger RNA of Morus notabilis, 1253 nucleotides long. Its product is annotated as expansin-A4. Bases 185 to 949 code for a protein of 254 amino acids. Gene Ontology annotation, biological process: plant-type cell wall organization. The transcript has 3 exons. The record is from RefSeq and is a predicted model, not a curated record. Gene Ontology annotation, cellular component: extracellular region. Lineage: Eukaryota; Viridiplantae; Streptophyta; Magnoliopsida; Rosales; Moraceae.